Molecule: messenger RNA, 1296 nt
Organism: Penicillium riverlandense
Lineage: Eukaryota; Fungi; Ascomycota; Eurotiomycetes; Eurotiales; Aspergillaceae
Exons: 4
Coding region: 1-1296 (431 amino acids)
Biological process (GO): transmembrane transport
Molecular function (GO): transmembrane transporter activity
Source: RefSeq, a predicted model, not a curated record
AUGCUAAUCGUAUCCUCUUUUCGUAAGAAUGCUGCUUUUGUCCCUCUUGCUAUGGAUCUUGACGUCUCAGUCACAGAGGCCUCUUACACUACAACAGUUGCCAUAUUAUUUGCUGGAUUCACCCCCUUGCUAUACGCUCCAAUAUCAAACGUCUACGGACGUCGACCUGUAUAUUUGGUGGGUACUGCAAUCGGGACGGCUGCAAAUGCCGGCUGUGCUGUCUGUCGGUCUUGGGGACACCUUUUGGUUGCCCGCGCUUUUGUGGGAAUUGGGACAUCUGUCGGCAUGGGAGUCGGUGCGUCAAUUGUUGCAGAUCUAUAUUUCAUGCAUGAGCGGGGAUUGUACAUGGGGAUAUACGUGGUUUUCGUAACCAAUGGCGCGCACCUCGCAGCCAUAAUUGGCGGUCUUGUCGCCGAAUCCCUUGGCUGGCGUUGGUGUUACUGGGUCCCAACAAUCACUACAGGGGCGACAUGGUUUCUCAAUAUCUUCUUCCUGCCAGAGACUUUAUAUCGCCGAGACCCAUCAACGGGUGCCUCUUACAUCAGAACAAAAUCCUGGGCGCAGCUCCUUAAGUUCAAAGGAGCCCCAACCACAAGAAAGCUAAGAUUUGGAGACUUUGCUCAUUGCUUUAUUAUGUUGAAAUAUCCUCCUGUGCUCUUGUGCAUGCUCUAUUACAGUAUUGCCUUCGGCGUAGGCACAGUUCUGUUUGCUGUCACCGGAGCUGCUGCAUUCGAAGGUUCUUACGGCUUUAACACCGUCCAGGUGGGUCUAGCCAUCGGGCUGCCUACGACCAUUGGGUCUAUGCUCGGUGAAUUUAUGGCUGGAUCAAUCAGCGACAAGACUCUCCGUCAUGCUAACCGCCUUCACGAUGGAGCGGCGGAUAUAGAGUCAAGGCUCCAAGCAACCUUGCCUGGGGCAGUUAUUCUUCCUAUCGGUAUCGUCAUAGAAGGCGUUUGUUUGCAAUAUCAAACUCAUUGGGCAGGACCUGUGAUGGGCAUUGGCAUUGCGGCUUUUGGGCUUCAGAUCGUCUCUACGCCGAUUUUCGCUUAUCUCACUGAUUGCUACAAGCCACAGUCAACUGAGAUCUCAACACUCCUGAACUUUGGUCGUCUAUUGUUUUCUUUCUCUCUCGGAUUUUACAUGAUGCCCUUUGCUAUAAAAACGACCUUCGGAAUCGCCUGGGGAGUCCUCGCAGCAAUCAACCUUGCUUUGUUUUCUGGUAUUCUUCUCCUGAUGUGGAAAGGUCCUAUGUGGAGACGGAAACUAGUGUCUCCCGACUUUGACAGAGACCUAUGA